UCCAAAAAUCAGAUUUACGUUACGUACACACAAAAAAAUAUUACGGUAAUGACAAAAGUAACUUACUUUUGAAUUAAAAAGUUGUUAAAAUUUGCUACAUUAAAAGUUUUUUUCUUGUUUUGAAAAUGAAAACUUUUACUGCUACAGUUUUUGAAAAUCUCAUUGCUCACUGAUUUAAAAGUUUUCACUUUUAAUUCGACUGUUAAAUUUCUUUCAUUUUGACGUUCUCGUGUAACCGUGUACGGCUAACUCGCAAAUGUAAACAAACACUUUGGUGGGUCCGGUGGUGCUGGUGAGUCUAGAACGCAAAGCAAAGCCGACCGCGGCAGCAGCCAGGACUCGGACGCGGAAACCUUCGUGAGCCAAACAGCAGCAGCGGAACGCCUUCGAAGGAGGGUGGUGCAGGAGCGGGACGAGGUCGAGUGCUCAAAAAGGACAAGGCCAGCUUCCUGCAGGAACUGCAGCUGUUCCACGGCCGGAAUGCGAUGAGAGGUAGGAAUGUGGAUUCGCACCGGUUGCAUUCGGUGGUGGUGGCCCGGGAUUGGUGGUUGAAGGUCAAUUCGCGUGAGGACCGGGUCGAGAUCAUCGAGGAGAUGGCGCUGCCGAAGCGUUGCGCGAACAACGAGAUUGCGUUGAAGAAGAUUAACUUCCAGUUUUUGGACAAGUACGCGAAUGUUUAUUUUCACGAUGGGCCUCCGACGAAGAGGAGGACGACGAAAAGACAUAAUCGGAGGCUGUCAGCGCAGAUGUUGCACUCGGUGCCGGCGGUUUACAGCACCGCAACUUCCCGCCCACAAACACUCACGUCGCGACGGCGCAGCUUCAGCCGAAUGAAUCUGGACAGUGAGCCAAAAAAAAUCUGUGUCAUUCUCGAAGUAGGAUUACGUGCUCAAAAUCGAACUCCGUUCCGAGGGCCUCAUCAACUCCAUGUUCCGGAUGCGCUUCCAGGAUCGGAAACUCCCCGUUCAGGCACUUUACUUUCCAGCCGCGAAACGUCGACCACCUAGUCGACCACCCUUCCCGAAUCAAUGGCCAACUCCUCCAAGACUGUCCUGAUUGAGGCCGGAAACGUGACCAUCGUGUUACACUGCUGUCGCACGUCAAGGCCUCCAUCCGGAACUGCCAGCCUGGGGUAUUCGGAAGUGACCGGUGGCGUACCGUAUGAAGCAGAAGCUAGUGGAGAAGCGUUAAAUACAAAAAAAAAGUGUUUUUCUAACAUACUGUUUAAUUUUUUUUAAUAAAUGUUAAAAAACCAGGCACAUUUUUCUGAAAUUAUCCCUGUAGUGCUAAAUGUUGUGUAUUCUUGCCAUAAAAGGUUUCUUUUCCAAUUAAAAGUAAAAUACUUUUACCAAUACAACGAUUUUGUUCCAUAAAUGCAUGGUAGUAUCAAAAACUUUCCAACUUUUAAAUUGAAAAGUUUGAACUUUCUACGAAUAUUCACCAACGCGAACUUUUAAUCCAACGAACGAUCUUUUUAAAUUUAGAGUAAUUUUUCUUUGUGUGUAAUAAAAGAACGCCCCCUCUUCCGGUGCACUGUCUCGCGCGUUGCUGGAACCUCCACACAACCGCGUCACUUUCACGCUGUUCUGGGCCACGUGAAACGCCCUUCGGGAUUAGCGACUUCCGGACACUUCACUCCUCGCGACACUCCGGAAUUAUUCGAUUCUGACGAACUUACCGAUAGGAACUGUCUAUCCGGCUCGUAAGGGCCAGAUGUUGGGGCCAAAUCUCCCAACUAGAUCUUCGGGUGGACUGUAUUAGGGAUUCUCCGGGUGAUCAAAACACUUUGCGGAAUUCUCUUUCCUAACAAAAACUUUUAUUCCGAUCACUAUUUACAAAGCACGUCUCUACUCAAACGCGUCGCGAACUGGAGUGAAAAAUCUCCACUUCUCUCUCUUUCUCUCCUUCUUCUGCUCGUUUUGCGCGCGCAUCCGUUGCGCGCCAAUUCCCACCUUCUCGAUCGUUCCUUCCCAGUUAACUCAAUCCGAAUUUUGAAACGGAAUCUAUUGAGAAUCGUAUACAAAUUCCGUUUCAAA
Messenger RNA from Culex pipiens pallens (northern house mosquito), 2036 nucleotides. RefSeq lists its product as uncharacterized. Bases 486 to 1007 code for a protein of 173 amino acids. The record is from RefSeq and is a predicted model, not a curated record. Gene Ontology annotation, cellular component: SWI/SNF superfamily-type complex. The transcript is spliced from 3 exons. Lineage: Eukaryota; Metazoa; Arthropoda; Insecta; Diptera; Culicidae. Gene Ontology annotation, molecular function: DNA binding.